GAAAUCAUGAACAACGUCGGAGGUCCUGUCGAGGACAAGAUGGAGUUUCUGCGAGGCUAUCGGUUUAACGUGUGCUUCGAGAAUGCUUCUCAUCCAGGCUAUUGCACUGAGAAACUCCUGCAUGCUUUCGCGGCAGAGUGCAUCCCCAUCUACUGGGGCGAUCCGGCCUGCUCCAGCAAAGGCCCAGGCGUCAGCGACUUCAACCCCAAAGCACUGAUAAGUGCGCACGACUUCGAGAACAUCGCGGAACUCAUGCAGUACAUCGAAAGGGUGGACAAAGAUCCAGCACUGUUUGAGUCGUAUCUGAAACAGCCGAUACUUGCAGACCACUGGUAUGACCGCCUGAAGGACUGGCCGUCAUUCUGCUCCGGCUUCAAAGAUCUGCUGUUUGCGGACUGCCAGCUGGGAACGCCGUGUGCAGCUCCUGGGACCGUGACUGGGCCACUGAGCGGUUAUGCUGUAGUCUCAGGCUGCACGCAAGACGAAGGAACGUAUUGA
Molecule: messenger RNA, 498 nt
Organism: Symbiodinium pilosum
Lineage: Eukaryota; Dinophyceae; Suessiales; Symbiodiniaceae
Source: the annotation of a GenBank genome assembly